Messenger RNA from Schistosoma turkestanicum, 444 nucleotides. The record is from the annotation of a GenBank genome assembly. NCBI's taxonomy places the organism in Eukaryota, Metazoa, Platyhelminthes, Trematoda, Strigeidida, Schistosomatidae.
AUGGCUGGUUAUAUUGCUAAACAAUUGGUGGCAAAACCUCUUGAUGUAGUCAAAAACGUUGCCAAAGAUGCUGGCUCUUUAACAACACCCGAUGACACAGAUCUUACAGCAUCAAUGACUGCAGCGGAAGAAAAACGUCGGGAAAGAUUUGAGGGUUUAGAAGAACAAAGAGAAAAUUUAAGACAAACAAUUAGAGAUAAGUAUGGACUAAAAAAGAAAUCAGAUUUUUUAGAAGUAGGACCUGUAGAAGGCGGCUCAAGACGAUCAUCAACUCAUCGAUGUUCUGAUGUCAAUUUAAAUGCACAUCGUCGAUCUACUACUACUACUCAAGAAGACUCAUUUAUGAAAUUUAUUCCAACUGCAAUACAAGAUGCUGCAUCAAGAGUAGUUGAAUUACCGCAACAAUUGGCAAACCAAGCAACAGAUAAAUGUUGUCUCAUGUAA